CGCCAGUUACUUUUCGCGAUCCACCGUGGCCGCUCUUCCGCGGCGCAGGUAGACAGACGGACGACAGUCGGUUAGUCAGUCGGUGAGACAGGGGAGGAAGGGUGUAAGAGGAUCGGGGGAGAGAAUAGAAAAGCGAGGGAAAGAAAACGCGGCUGAGAGAGCGAAAAGGGGUGAAAACGGUGACAUACAAAAUAAAAAGAAAAAAAAGAAGUAAAAAAAAAUAUAAAAAAAGAAGGGCGGAAAGCACGAAAAGUGCAGAGGAAGAGAGAGAGAGAGAGAAAGGGGAGUUUGAGAGAAAGAGGGAGAUCAUAGGUGCUAGCCCCCGUACCGGAGUCCGCAUUCGCCGCACAAAAGCACAACUUGCGCACUGUUGCGCCGCGUUACCAAGCUACUGCGCGAGCAACCGAACUGUGCCGCUCAGCCACCCCUGCCGAGCAGUCGAGUGCUUUCGUGCGGAGUGUUUACGUCGUCGCGCGGGUAAACACGCACGUUGUCGCGACUCGUAGCUCUAUCCCACGUACCACCUACCCCUUUCGAUCAGCUGGAACGCUGGACGCUUGUUCGAUCCCUCGCGUCGUUCGAGUGAUGUUUCUGCGUUCUGUCAACGUGAAAGAACAAUUUCACGAAACGUGCGAUCGUCGACCGCGCGAUCGAAUACGCGUCUAAAAAGCUUACGCGCUUCCGAGAUGGUAGAAUAUUCCAUUUAAAACUAUUUAACACCUCGACACGCGUGUAUCGCUCGUUCGCGAAUUAUUACAGAGACAUUAGACUGACGCUGUCGCGUUUCGACUCGUGUGACACUUUGCGGAUCGUUGUGUUAUGCAUUUACGUAAAUUCGUUUCGAUAGUUCGCAAAUCUCGUGUUUUCGUCUUUAUCGCGUCGUAGUAAUUACGUAGUAAUUACUGGUGUGCGCGCUCGCGAGAAAUUGAGAGAUUAGAAUCGUCGGAAAUUCGCUAAAACGACGGGGGUAGAGAAGCGUCGGGCAUCGUGACAGUGCAGCCAGUGAGCGACGAAGGCUGCACCGAUACGUGACUGACUUAACCCCGAGCUCGUUCCGUAUAUGUAUGCACGUCGUUGCUCCGACCGGAACUCUCACGUCGCCGCGAAUUGAACCGCGCGAGUAGAGAGGCGGAAAGAGAGAAAGAAAGAGAGAUAGACGUUGAUCUCAUCAUCACCGUGAGUGUCACUACGUCAUCGUCUUCAGGCAGGGUGUACAUGUGCGGACGUACGUAGUAGUCGUUUGUGCCUGGCGUACACUCGCACGACAAAGUGACUACCCCGAAGUGCAGCGGUGAUAAGAAGAUACAGCCACGCGACGUGAUCGUUAGCAUAAAUGACAAGCGCAGCCAAGGCAUCGAACUGAGGACGAUUUCUGAUCUAUCCAACGGAAACCACAACAGCUCUGCCGAGUACGCGGAAGCUAAUAAGCAGAUUUUGACCACCAGUCUGACGCAUCACUAUGCUGUAGUGAUGGACAGCGAGGGUACGUUAGGCCGCGGUCAUGCAAAUGGGGGCCGUGGACUGCGCCGUCAACGGUCCCUGGAAUGGAGAGAACGGCGCGGUUAUGGAGCCAGUGCUCAAUCCAGUAGCGAUGAUGAAGAUAACGCACGUCACGCAGUGGGGUCCGUGUCGAGUUCGUCUGUUGCAAGAGGCGCACGCAGCCCCGGUCAAGUCUUUGCCUCCAUUUUGGCGCAAUCGUACGGCAAUGCGGGAGACAGAUCGUACCGUACGGCAUCCGACACGGAAGGCGCAGCAACCACGGACAAUCCAACAACGCCAUUCCCUACGCCGCCCCCAACCUUGACACCGAAUCAUCGGCAAGCUUCUCCGUUUCCCCUCGAAAGCACAAACUCUCGCCGGCAUCAUUAUAACGGCAGCAUAUCCUCCGAGAGAUCUCGCAACGGCAAUGAUACCGUUUACGCGGCGCCCGCAAAAAAGACGACUUCCGGCGGCGGUACCCUAGGUCGAAGAACACGUCGAGGUCACGCAAGCGCUUUGAGCAGUAGUUCUACCGCGAGUGACCGUUCUGAAACUGUCUUCCCCGAUGAACACACUCGCAUACAUCUCACCAACGGUCUGCCCAGGCCUAUUUACUUUACAGAUACUGGUAGGGAUUCCCCUCCGGAACCUGCGCCGCCGGAAGUGCCGCCGCGCGGACCGUCUUUACACGCAACACAUACUUUACGCACGCAACAAAAUCGAAAUGGUUGCCCACCGAACGCAUCAGGAAAUUUCACUGUGCCAAGUGAUCAAAUGCCGACCGAGACGUAUUCCGAGUACUUGAUGUCAGGAAGUCCACGGAGUUAUCCAGCGCGAUCCCCAGGGGUAGCUUCCACGCCAACCGUGACCAGGCUUCCUCCACCGCAACAGCAAGUGACAGUGGGUUCUCUCGGCGGCGGUUUAGGUGGUGCCGGAAAUGGCGGUACCGCCACGGUAGGCGCGCAAGGCCAAGCUAUGGUGAUGCCGGGUUUUCCGCCGCUUCGCGCCGCAGCGGUGCCGCACUACUCUCCUUAUUCGCCGUCGCGCUUUCACAUCGAUAAACGUUGUCAGCAUAGAUGCUCCUGGAAAUGCUUCUCGAUCGUCCUAAUCCUCUUGGCCGUGGCGCUUACGGCGAUGCUCGCAUACUUCGCUGCAGUGAGUUCUAUGCGCCCGAUAGACAGUACUAACUGCAUUCUGGUUCAAGAUAGCAAGGCUGUCACUCACGAAAACGCACACAUUCACGAUUCGAUAUCCACGCAGAUACCCACAGAAGAAUCCCUACCGACGAGCACAGCGGAGCAUUCCAGCGCUGCAGACAGCGCCGGCGAUCAGCAGAGCGAUCCGCAGAUCCAGCAAUCCGCGCAACAAUGGCCGGCGGUACUGGAGCUGCAGGCCUACAACGUCGCCCAUUCCGCCAUCAUUCCUCCGUACCACUUCUGGAACACCGAGUUCCGUAACAAACAACCGGCGUUCAUCAGGCUGAAUCUGACCUUGCCGUGGGGCGCAAAUUUCGCUGUGUACGGCAGGCGGAACGUCGCGCCCAGCGUCACGCAAUACGACUUCGUAGAGUUCGUGAAGGGUGGCAGGGUGGUUCAGAGACUAAAGAGGGACGUGACUGCCGAGGCCGUCAGUUUUAUGCAGUCUGGUAGCUCGCAGGAUAUACACGCGGAGCAUGCGGCGCAACCGGCCACAUCUUAUCAACAUGUGCUCAUCAAGAGAACUAUUGUGGAGCCGCUAAUGGUCAACGUCAGUCUGUUGCAAUAUUUCGACACCGGCGACUGGUUCCUAUCUGUCUACAACGACGAACUGCAGCCUUACAAGGUCACUUUAGUCGUAACGGAAGCGGAGGGGGUCUCUACUACCUGUCCCAAUGACUGUUCCGGACGUGGAUCGUGUUACCUUGGCAAGUGCGACUGUAUAGACGGAUAUCAGGGUGCUGAUUGCAGCAAAAGCGUAUGUCCGGUUUUAUGUUCCUCCCAUGGACAAUACGGCGGUGGCAUGUGCCACUGUGAAGAGGGUUGGAAAGGCGCCGAAUGCGAUAUACCGUUAGGUGACUGCCAAGUUCCUGAUUGCAAUCAACAUGGUCAAUGCGUCAGAGGAUCCUGCGUCUGUAACCCUGGUUGGAAGGGCGCCUUUUGCGACGAACCCGACUGCGCUGAUCCGAACUGCAACGGUCACGGCGCCUGUGUUUCCGGCAAGUGUUACUGCAAGGCCGGCUGGCAAGGAGAACGGUGCAAUCAGGUCGAUCAGCAGGUAUACCAGUGUCUGCCCGGCUGCUCCGAUCACGGCACGUACGACCUCGAAUCUGCGGCCUGUGUUUGCGAAGAGCACUGGACCGGGGUCGAUUGCUCACAGCCGAGCUGCGGUUUGGACUGCGGACCUCACGGAUCCUGCGAGCAGGGUCGUUGCAAAUGUCACGACGAUUGGACCGGAACGAAAUGCGAUCAAAAACCGUGCGAUGCACGUUGCGCCGAACAUGGCCAGUGCAAGAAUGGAACUUGCGUAUGCAGUCAAGGAUGGAACGGAAGACAUUGCACAUUACCCGGAUGCGAAAAUGGAUGCAGUCGCCACGGACUGUGCACCCUACAGGACGGCGAAUAUAGUUGCGAAUGCUCGACCGGAUGGGCCGGUAGAGAUUGCAGCAUACGACUCGAAUUGGAAUGUAAUGAUUACAAUGACAAUGAUCAAGAUGGCAUGGUGGACUGCUCUGACAGCGAGUGCUGCACGCACGAAACUUGUACAGAACAUAUCAUGUGUCUUGCUAGUAAUAAUCCUGUGGACGUUCUUCUUCGAAAACAACCACCCAGUGUCACAGCGUCCUUCUAUCAACGAGUUAAGUUCCUCGUCGAGGAGAACAGCGUGCAGAGCUACGCCCACAUGGACGAGUACACGGAAAGUACGUUCUGGAGUUCCUUUACACCGCGUCGAGUUGCGGUGAUGCGAGGCCAAGUUGUUACCGAACAAGGACUCGGAAUAGUAGGCAUCAGAGUAUCCGUGGACAGGGAUUCGCGCUUUGGAUUUACCUUGACCAGAGCUGAUGGAUGGUUCGAUGUCCUGGUCAAUGGUGGAGGUGCCGUGACGCUUCAAUUCCAACGCAGCCCCUUCAAGCCUCUCACGAGGACCGUCUUCGUACCCUGGAAUCAGAUCGUCGUCCUGCCGCCCGUUGUGAUGAUCCUCAGCAAGGAAGGCGAGUCGUUUAAAUCCAACCAGCCGCCGAGCCCGGCAGUGGGCUUCCCAGGGAUUUCGAUGGGACUCUUUAGUGAGCAUGGCCCGUGCUUGGAACACGAUCACGAGACCUUACGACCUAUUAUCGUUAGCACUUGGAUGCCUGAGAAAGUUGGCGGUUUGCCUGGAAAGAGCUUGGUCUUUGCUGAAAAUCAGAUCGUGCAAGAAAGCAUCGCUAUUCCGGGCUCCAAUCUCCACUUGAUGUAUCAAAGCAGCCAGGCUGCGGGCUAUCUCUCUACUGUGAGAAUGCAACUGACUGGGCCGUUCAUUCCGAAAUCGCUGACGCACGUACAUGUGCACGUGGAGAUCGAGGGUUCGCUUCAUACGAAAACGUACGAGGCCGAUCCGAACUUAACGCACACGUUCGCUUGGAACAAGAGGAACGUUUACAAGCAGAAAGUAUACGGCGUGGCGCAGGCGAGAAUUUCGAUCGGUUAUCAGCAUUCCACUUGUCCGUUGGUGAUAUGGGAAACGCAGACGGCCACUCUGCAAGGAUUCGAUGUCGAUAUCUCCGAUAUCGGUGGCUGGGGACUCGACAUCCAUCACCAUUACAAUUUUCACGAAGGGAUCCUGCAGAAAGGAGAUGGCUCUACUCUCCAUUUCAAGCAGUAUCCUCGCACUGUGAAAGUGGUGAUGGGCACGGGCCUCCAGAGAACCUUGGUAUGCCAUAAUUGCGAUGGUCUUGCCAAGGAUGCCAGACUCCUGACGCCGGUUGCGCUUGCCAGUGGUCCCGAUGGCAGCAUAUAUGUAGGAGACUUCAAUCUCGUGCGUAGAAUCACGCCCGAAGGAAAAGUUUACACUGUCCUGAUUUUAAGCGCAACCCAAGUAGCAUAUCAGUAUUAUCUGUGCAUCUCGCCGGCUGACGGACACUUGUACAUCAGCGAUCCGGAGAAGCAUCAAAUAUUGAAAGCUCUCUCGCUCGAACAAGUCCAAGAUCCCAGUAUCAAUAUCGAACCCGUCGUUGGAAAUGGCGAAAGAUGCAUUCCAGGUGAUGAAGGACAUUGCGGCGAUGAAGGCCCGGCCAUUCAUGCGAAAUUGGCUCAUCCUAAAGGAAUCGCAAUUGCGGCCGACAAAACGAUGUACAUUGCCGAUGGAACGAACAUUCGUGCGGUUGAUCCACGCGGUAUUAUACAUACACUUGUGGGACAUCAUGGUCAUCAUAAUCAUUGGUCACCGGCACCUUGCAUCGGAGCCAUCCCCGCACAUCAGGCUCAAUUACAAUGGCCAACUGGACUGACUCUGAGCCCGCUGGACGGAUCUUUGCAUUUUAUCGACGACAGAUUAGUCUUAAAACUCACCAGCGAUCUGAAAGUGCGCGUGGUUGCUGGUACACCUCUUCACUGUACUAGCAAUGCAAAUAGCAACAGCAACAGUAACGGAGAACUGCCGAAAUUGAAUGUAUCGAUGACGAUGAAUCCGAAAAAAUCGGACGAAGUGCUUGGCUCGGUAUUGGCCGUAGGUUUUAGUCCAACUGGCGAACUAUAUAUAGCGGAUCGCGAUUCUCACCGAGUAAACUCCAUCAGAAUCGUUGACUCUUCCGGGAAGAUGUCUCACUUUGCAGGUCAACAGCAAGAGAGGUUACGUGGCCAAUGCGAGUGCAACAAUACCACACCUAGCACUAAAGAUCUGGAUGCAUGCACUUGCACGGAUGACACUAGCAGCACAGAGACACUUCUAUCAUCGAAUGCCAAGUUUAUUGCGAUAUCUGCACUGGCUGUUUCGCCAGAUGGCAUCCUACACGUGGCCGAUCAGGGUAGUCUUCAUAUCUUGGCUCUUCAACCGUACCUUCCGAAUCAUGACGAGAGCGGAGAAUUCCAUAUUCCAUUCCCACCUUCGAACGAAAUCUACGUAUUCAAUCGUUAUGGCCAACACAUCUCUACGAAAGACUUAACGUCUGGAAAGACCCGUUAUUCUUUCUUAUACAGCAAGAACACGAGCUUUGGCAAAUUAUCCACGGUGACAGAUAGUGCAGGAAAUAAGAUUCAAUUUCUACGAGAUUACAGCAGCGUCGUUAGCUCUAUCGAAAACACUCAGGAUCAUAAGUCCGAGUUGAAAAUUUCCGCGGUUGGUUUCUUGGAAAAAUUAUCAGAACGCGGUAGAGCGGAAAUUGCUUUGGGCUAUGAUGGCUCGACUGGUUUGCUUACUAGUCGAUCAGGAGGUGAUGAAACGUACAUAUAUAAUUAUGAUAAUUUGGGACGUGUCACCGAUGUGAUACUGCCAACAGGCGAAAAGCUAAAAUUAUCAUCAGAUUUAUCUGAUGAUGAAGGUUUAACGGUUAAAGUGUCUGCACCAUUACAAGCCUUAUCAAAAGGCGACAAACAGCGACUCAUAGAAUUUAAGAUGAAGAACGAGAAAUCGAAGAUGUUGACAAUCACUGACGGCACCAAGCUUAUGAAAGCAAUCGCAUUUACAAACAGUAGUCUGGAAGUAUUUUUACCUGGUGGCGGUAGAAUAUUGAGCGCAGCUACGACGAAACAUCCGCUAUUAGAGGCAGCUUUGCCGGUGGAAGCGGAGAUGUUACCUAUGUGGAGCUAUCAAUUAAUGUCGCUGGGCGAAUUAACGAAUACCAUGACGACAACUUAUAACCUGGUCGGCGAUGUUAGCCAUCCCCAGCAGACACUCAACAGAGAGAUCUGGGUGAACGACACGCGAAUGGUAGGCGUCGAAUUCGAGCAAGCAUUUAGUCGCGAAACAUUCUAUGACAAGGCGGGCACUGCGCUGUUGACGGUGACCUUUGAUCUGGCUGGUCUACCCUUAGUCUGGCAACCGCAUGAGCAGGGUCAUAAUCUCAGCAUCACCUACGAUCGAUUCAAUAGAAUUGACAGCUGGAAAUGGGGUGCCUCCGACGAGUCGUAUGGUUACGACCGACAUGGUCAGUUGGCAGAAAUCACCAACAGCAAAGACGGCACGAAACGAUACACUUACAAUGAUUUUAAUAUGCUGUCGAAAAUCACGCUCGCCAGCAACAGACAGUUCUCCCUGCAGUACGACGACGACGGUGGACUACGACACAUUAUUCUACCCUCGGAAACCAAACAUUCCUUCUCCUGUCAGGCUUCGCUCGGUUUUCUCAGAGUGACGUACACUCCACCUGGCAGCACCAGAGCCUAUUUGCAACAUUAUAGUCAUGAUGGAAACUUGCUGCAAACCGUGUUUCCAGGAGAUGGAGCUCGUACUGUUUAUAGAUAUCACACUUCGGGUCAACUAGCUGAAGUCGUUCAUGGUGAUGGCAAGAGUGAAAUCAGAUACACCGAGAGCGGACUACCUUCUGAAGUGAUACACUCCGAGCGAGACGUGGAAUAUAAGUGGGAUUAUCAAUAUAGCGCAGGACUCCUAGUAGAAGAGCGUAUAGAUUUCGGCGCCAAGACCGGUCUGAGCAAUGCCAAAUUUACAUUUGAAUAUGAUUCGAAUUUCCGUCUGAUAGCGGUACAAGGUAGAAUAGGUGGACAGACACUGCCGCCACACACCAUGGCUUAUAAUCCGAGAUCGGGAAUGCUGGAGCAGAUCGGCCAGUUUAAAGUGACGAGACCGCAACCCAAUGAGACGACUGUGCUCGACGGCACAGCGCUAUUCUCACGUACUACAGAUGACAGAUUCUUAGAAACUCAGGUCACAGUUACGAUUCAUCGAAUGGAAGUAUUCAGGAUGGAAUUUACGCACGACUCACGCGGCCGCAUCAACCAGACGAGAACAUAUACGCGCAAUGUCGCUGUCAACACGUAUACCAAUGUGAAGAACUACACGUGGGACUGCGACGGUCAACUGACUGGCGUAGAGGCGCAGGAACCCUGGGGUUUUAAGUACGACGCGAACGGCAACAUGUUAUCACUUACGUAUCGAGGUAACACAAUCCCGAUGGAAUACAAUAAUAUGGACCGAAUUGUCAAGUUCGGCGAGGGCCUCUAUAAGUACGAUAACCGAGGUCUGGUAGUGCAAAAUGCGAGGGAGGAAAGAUUCAAUUAUAAUGCCAAGGGACUUCUCGUGCGCGCUACAAAACGCGGCCGCUUCGACGUACGAUAUUAUUACGACCAUUUAGAUCGACUAGCCACCAGAAAAGACAACUACGGCAAUGUUACGCAAUUCUUUUACAACAAUCAGAAACGUCCACACGAAGUGAGUCAAAUAUACAGUCCACGUGAUGGUAAAUUAAUGUCGCUGGUCUACGAUGACAGAGGACAUCUUAUAUACGCACAAGUAUAUCGACACAAAUAUUAUAUCGCCACCGAUCAGUGCGGUACGCCCAUUAUGAUCUUCAAUCAGUAUGGAGAAGGUAUAAGAGAAAUUAUGCGCUCGCCCUAUGGUCACAUCGUUUAUGAUUCGAAUCCCUAUCUCUAUUUACCGGUUGAUUUCUGUGGCGGACUUUUGGAUCAGGUCACGUCUCUGGUUCAUAUGCCAAACGGGAAGGUUUACGAUCCACUGAUAGGUCAGUGGAUGUCACCGCUCUGGGAGAACGUUUUGGAUCGCAUUAACAAGCCGACACAUCUACAUCUUUACAGAUUUAAUGGAAAUGAUCCUAUCGAUGUCAGACAUACCGAUAGACCGAGUCAACCUACUGAUCACAUAUCAUGGCUGUCGCAUCUCGGGUAUGAUCUGAAGAGUUUGGCACCUCAAUUAUUCCCGGAUGAGUUGCCAGAUAGUCUUGUACCACAAGCUCUUGGUCCGGGGACCUCCAUAUUCGGUAAGAAGAAAAGAACGCGCAAUCUAGGUGUCCAAUCCGGUUUUCUCGCAUACAUCUCCCAGAGACACUCGGGCGACGCUGUAAGCCUAUCGGCACCGCCGCGAUCGGCCCUGAAGAAGGACACCAGCGAGCUGAUACCCAGCCGUCUCGGCGCGGCAUCCGAUCCUCCAUUCGGCAAGGGUAUCCUAGUAUCAAGAACCGCCGACGGUCAGGCGGUGGUAUCCAGCGUACCGAGUGCUAACGCGAUUUACGGCGACGUAUUCACGUCCGUAUUUAACCGCUCGUACUUUUUACCAUUCACAUUCGUUGUGCACAGCGCGCAGCAAGACGCUUUCUACUUCGUUAAAGAGGAGACUUGGCGGGCUAGUGAGGAUCGAGGACAGUUGAAACGACUGGGCGGUCAAGUAAACACGACUUUUCAUGAGAAUGAGAACGGCAGUGGUAGCAGCUCGCUUAUCGAUGUAAAAAUACAUGGCGCUAGCUACGUAGUGAAUCUUCGUUACGGCACUACGGCGGAGAAAGAAAAACAGAGACUAUUGCAUCACGCGAAGGCAACCGCCAUCAGGAAGGCAUGGCAUCGGGAGCGCGAGGCACUCAAGGCGAACACUCCUACCUCGGUUGAAUGGAUGGUCGCUGAGCAAGAUGAAAUAGUAAAAGUUGGCCUCGCGUCCAAUUAUGAGGGCGAGUACAUACACGACGCGCAGCAAUAUCCCGAGCUCGCAGAGGACCCUUACAACAUCAGAUUCGUGAAGAAGGCCGUCGAUCAGUCGAGUAAGAAACGACGCAGGAGGAGAGGCGCGCCGUCCUGUAAGUUCUGGUGGUUGGACAAGAUGUGCUAGAGCGACACCAUAUUCAAGAAGUCAGUCGUAUCGUCCCCCUCGCGCGGGGACAUUGUCCAGUAAAUCGAAACCGUAGGAACUUUCGUGUGAACGAUAUCACAGAAAAGAAAAAAAAGAGAAAGAAAUGAAACUUGACGAGAGGGUAAAAGAAUCGAGCGAGUCGCUGUAAUGCGCAGCGUCUAUAUAUAUGCACGCGCAUAUAUAAACGUGUACUGAACACUAUCAAAAAGUUUUAUACCAAAGUCUAUUUGUGUAUUUCAAAGAUGCCAAAAACACUAUAAUGUUAUAUUAUAUAUAUUAUAUAUAUUAUAAAUAUAUAUACAUUGCGCGCAAGAUAUAGGCUAUAUAGUGUGUAAGAGCGUUAAACACACGCGGAGGAACGCGAAUUUCACCAAGCAUUCGCUCCACGGACCAGCUGCGCGACCGAUCCGCGAUUGGCAGAUCCGCGAAAGCCUUAUAAGCGACAGCAGGAUAACCGGAAAGAAAGGAUAACCGGGAGAAUGUAUACCGAAAUGCUGAUUGUAUAUGUGUAUGUAACCUGGAAGGGAGUAAAAAAACAGUGCGAGAUUCUUCCGCAGGUUUAGCAUGACGUGGACACAACUGGAGCUCGUUGCUAGUUCGCAGGUCUUAAGUAAGGAUCUGCAAUUUAUUAUGUUCGGAAGGGCCGGCAAGCUCGUCGAGCUUGUGCUCAAGGCCUAAGUAAACGACGACGGACCGUAAUAUUGUGCGUGCAAACUGCAUAUAACGGUACGCCGCAUCGAUACAAGGUAAAUAUAGGUAUAUCGCAAAGCUUGAAGAUAGAAAAAAGAAUCACGAAAAGCAGGCCAUUCGUUGUUGAGAGCGAUUCGAGUGAGAGAAACUAGUCAAUACAUAGCUUUACGUUGACGCAGCAAUCUUUUUUUUGGUGUAGAAUAAAUCGAGGGAAGAAUAUGAAUCAGAAUGGUACUAUAUUAACGUGUGAAUAAGCUACGUGAAUAUUGUCCGACCGGGUCCAUUCAAUCCGCGGUAUUUUAACGUCGGACUUAGAAAGAAAUAUGACGAAUGAUGUGGAAGUAUAGUAACGAUUGCGAUUGCUGGAAAGCGGUAGCGAGUGCGAAAACAAAUGCGGACAUAAUGUGUCUCAACAAUGAAUGGCUCCACGGUGAAGAGUAAAAAAGAACUGAGAAACAGAAACAGAAAGAGACGAUCUCCUCUGUUAAAAAGAGGACGAGGAACGGCGAUCGCGCGGUCUCGAGCUUGAAUUCCGUUCGCGGCUUUAGACAGUUAAGAAUGAGACGAAUUUGUAUUAUAAAGUGGUGCUUUUCUUGUACGGCGAUAGAGAGAAUGAAAGCGAGUGAAAGAGAAAGAGAAAUGUUGAGAGGAUAUCGAAGUAGAGAAUGAUGACAAUGAGCGUGUAUGAGAUCAUCGGAUACCAAUAGCGAAACUAAACGUAUUUUUAACAUGUGGAUGUAUCCUAUCCGUAGCGUAUAAGCGUUCCCGAUUGUUCAACGAUCGAU
This is a messenger RNA of Nylanderia fulva, 11717 nucleotides long. It is a transcript of the gene Ten-a, whose product is annotated as Teneurin-a transmembrane protein. NCBI's taxonomy places the organism in Eukaryota, Metazoa, Arthropoda, Insecta, Hymenoptera, Formicidae. The record is from RefSeq and is a predicted model, not a curated record. Gene Ontology annotation, biological process: motor neuron axon guidance.